CGGACGAUUAUGAAAAUAUCAAACAUAGAGUCCGACCAGCGGAGCCUGUCCGAAGAAAUCUCUCACCCCUGGUAAUCUACACUUUCUUGGUUCUCGGCAUCCUGCUGUUGGUUCUGAAUCUCGCGAUUACAGUUACGCUGAAACAUAGAGUCCGACCAGCGGAGCCUGUCCGAAGAAAUCUCUCACCCCUGGUAAUCUACACUUUCUUGGUUCUCGGCAUCCUGCUGUUGGUUCUGAAUCUCGCGAUUACAGUUACGCUGAUUGCAGGAAACUUUGAGAAGACCAGCAAACAACUCGCUGAACUUAAAGCUGAGAUUUCAGGGAUGAGAGAGGUUACAGGAAACUUUGAGAAUACCAGCAAAGAAUUCGCUGAACUUCAAGCUGAGAUUUCAGGGCUGAGAGAGGAUCUGUCUCUUAUCCCACCUUUCAACCAAUGGAGACUAUUCAAUAAAAGGCUUCAUUUCUUCUCAUCAACUAAACAAACGUGGACUGAAGCUCAAAAAUUCUGUGCCUCAAUGAAUUCCCAGCUUGUGGUCAUUCACAGUACAACGGAGCAGGAAUAUAUCCAGCAGAAUACAAACCGCGAGCAUUGGAUUGGACUCCAUGACACUGCUGAAGAAGGGACCUGGCGCUGGGUGGAUGGCACGGAUUAUGCUUCAAAUGUCAAGUUCUGGGCGAGAGGUCAACCCAAUGGUGAUGAGAAUCAGGAUGAAGACUGUGUGGUUACUGAAGAGGGAUUUUGGCACGAUUGGCCCUGCAGUUCCAAACAUCCCCCCAUCUGCGAAAAACUAGCAGAGUAAUACAUCCCUUCACGUUACAGUUGGGACAAAGUGGGAAGUGAACCUAUUUGUAUAUGUCCCAUGUUUGCAUCCCAGGUGAGCAGCCCUGAGCUGGGAUUGGUGGGGCGGAUUGUGGCCAGAGCUCUCCCUCCCUCCCUCCCACUCCCCACUGAAACUGUACUAAAGCCCAGAGCUCACAAUCAGUUUAUCCUCACCCAGCAGUGCAAAGACCCAAGUGGGGAAUAUCCACAUUGUCCUUCCGGUGGGGACCCACAUCCAAUUUUCUGGAAUGUUGCAAUGUGCUAGUGCAGUGUGUGUUCAUCGGUGCUUUCUGAUCCCUCGCAUCUCUCCAGCUCCAGCCCUUGGCAACAAGGCUGCCCUGGGAGUCUCAAACCUGCGGUACUGUUUGGAAGCAGUGAUAUGUGAUAUGUGUCGCCCUCAUUUGAACGAAGGAAUGGUUUCUAUACACUCCCACUCAGAGUGCCGACUGAAAGGCCAGUGGAUCUGGUUCCUCCCACAUCAGGUCUGGUCACAGGGUGUCCCCUCUCCCCACACUCCUCCUUCUUCCCUGCUCUACCCCACCUUUCCCCACUUUACCCUGACCAUUGUGGUGCCAUCAUGUCUGUGCAAACUUCAACAGAAGACAUUGCUCUUCAUCUGUGGGUGAAACAGCUUCAUUUUCUGUCCCUGACUGGAACAAGUUGAAAACAAUACGCUGCCAAAAUCUUGAAAAGGAACCUCAUCUCUUCGAGGAUGACGACAUCCCCAAAGUCCUCUCCGAUCCACCUCAUCUUGCUCCCUCACCUCCCCUCACCCACUUCCUCCACACUCCCACCUCCCCUGGGUUUCUGGAAGACCACUGGAUCUUGGGGCAAUUAAAUAGCCAGGUUUGUAACUGCAGGAUUGUUCCUCAGGAUUGGAAGAUUUUUAAUCUGCUGUAACCUGCCUCCCUCUGCAAACUUGUCCCUGCUGAUCUUGAUGUUCA
Molecule: messenger RNA, 1764 nt
Organism: Pristis pectinata (smalltooth sawfish)
Lineage: Eukaryota; Metazoa; Chordata; Chondrichthyes; Rhinopristiformes; Pristidae
Product: hepatic lectin-like
Exons: 8
Coding region: 324-800 (158 amino acids)
Source: RefSeq, a predicted model, not a curated record